UCUUGACAGUAACUCGCCAGCCGACGAGGCGACAGGUUGUGUUGUUAACAAGCUCCGGCUGGAUGGAAGAAGAAGAAACUUUCAACACUUUCUUCCUCCCUCUUCCAGUGCGGAUUAAUUCCACCCCACUCGUUUGCGGAUUUUUGUGAUUUGAGUUUUUUUUUAUUGGUGCGUGAAUAAUGAAGACGAUUAGUGUCGACCCGCAUUCGACCGAUUCCAUCGGAACCGGGCCGGAAGAUGCCGUGUCUACGGGCUCGCAUUCGCCGCGAUCUUCGGUCGGUUCCAGCGGAAGUUUACUGGUUCUCGGCGAUUUGGCGCUGGAUGGGAACAGGAGCGAAGAAACGGGUUCUCUGUCGACUCCGACCACGCUGGAAAUGUCGGUCGAUCCGUUGCCUUCCGGUGGGGACAGUCGCAAAUCGGUAGCCAAACGGUAUCCGUCGUUUCGGGAUAUUUUCAUGAAACAGAUCAGUCGUGGGCGACGACUCUCUUCCGUCUCCAGCACGCCGGAUGCCGACCGUUCGCUGGAUCAGAGUAGUAGCAUCAGCAAAGCCAAGAAGAAACGGAAGAAGAAGAAGAAGGAUAAAAUGAGCGCCACUGGAUGCGCUGGAUGGCUGGAAAAGAAGAAGAAACGUAAAAAUUCCUCCGGGGAAACCACCGGUGGCUCGUUCAGCAGCAGCGUCGAGAGCUCGAAUGGAUCGAGCGACCAACCUCCGCCCUUGGUCACGCCACAGGAGGUUGAAGAGAAAGAAAUGGAAGAGGAAUUUCACGAGAAUCCCGAAGAUCAGACCAUCACUUAUUUCACUUCCGGCUCGGUUAGAGGCGGAGGGACUUACACGAAAUGUCCAGCCGACUGGACUUACGAAGAUGAUAUCGAUAGUCUUGGUUUGAGUGCUCCGCUAGUGAUCCCGAUCGCUCCGCUGGCUCAUUUAGCCCUGAAUGUGUUGAUAAGUGACCCGCAGACAUUCACGCUGACCAACUUGAGCAGUCUGAGGAGACGCGAGGAUCUGGGCAAGGGCGGUGUCGAGGACAUGAUUUCCAUUUCGGAUUUAAAUGAAGCCUCCCUCCUGUGGAAUCUCAAAGUCCGUUACGACGGACAACACAUUUACAGUUACACCGGUAACAUUCUGGUGUCGGUCAACCCUUACAAAAUGUUCGACAUCUACGGAUUGGACAUGGUGAAGAAAUACGAGAACCAGAUUCUCGGCACUUUACCACCGCACCUGUUUGCCAUCGGUUCGGCCGCUUAUGACCGUAUGACCAGCCGGGACAAGCCGGGCGGCCAACCGCAGGUGGUCAUCAUCAGCGGAGAGAGCGGAGCCGGAAAAACGGAGGCCACCAAGCUCAUUAUGCAAUACCUGGCCGCUGUCAACAACAGCAAGAUCCCGGGCGGGACUUCAUCGGGAGGAGGUGCGGGGUCGCGAUCCUCUUCGUCGCUCGUGACGGAGCAAAUCCUCGAGGCUUCACCGCUGCUGGAAAGCUUCGGCAACGCCACAACCGUCCGCAACGACAACUCGUCUCGUUUCGGCAAAUACACGCAGAUUUUCUUUAGAAAUGGAGCGAUCGCUGGGGCCAAGAUCACCGAGUAUCUCCUGGAAAAAUCGCGGAUCGUGACUCACGCGGCCGACGAGCGCAACUACCACGUCUUCUACGAACUGCUCAAGGGCUUGCGCCCAGAAGAGAAGGAACGUUAUGGACUGACAGCCGCCGACAACUAUUUCUACCUGAAUCAGGGUGGGCAUUGCGAAAGCGCUACCAAGCACGACGGUCAAGACUUCAAGACUCUUCUGUCGGCUAUGCAAAUUCUCGGGUUCAACGCCGAAGAACAAGACGUCAUCUUCCGCAUCUUGGCUUCCGUGCUGCAUCUGGGCAACGUCUUUUUCCACCGCAAGGCGCUCAAGCACGGCCAGGAGGGCGUGGAGAUGGGCUCAGACGCCGAAGUCCGUUGGGUGAGCCAUCUGCUCCAGCUGCGCACCGACGGCAUCGUGGCUGCUCUCACCACCAAAACCACCGAGGCCCGUAAUGAAAAACUACACACGCCGUUGAACAUCGAUCAGGCCUUAGAUGCUCGUGACGCCAUAGCCAAAGCUCUCUACAGUUCGCUUUUCGGUUGGCUGGUGAAUCGCGUCAAUUCGAUCGUCAACAAGGGCGAACGAUCCACAUCGAUCAACAUCCUCGACAUCUUUGGUUUCGAGGACUUCCCCGAAAACAGUUUUGAGCAGUUGUGCAUCAACUACGCCAACGAGAAUUUGCAGUUCUACUUCAACAAGCACAUUUUCAAGCUAGAGCAGCAAGAGUACGCCAAAGAGCGAAUCGAGUGGCAGACCAUCACGUUCACGGAUAACCAACCGGUAAUUAGUCUGAUUGCCAAGAAGCCGAUUGGCGUCCUGCAUCUGUUGGACGACGAAUCCAAUUUCCCCAAGGCGACUGACGGCUCCUUCCUGGAGAAAUGCCACUACAAUCACGCUCUCAACGAGCUCUACUUCCGGCCGAGAAUGUCGUCCAUGGAAUUUGGCAUCAAACAUUACGCCGGACAGGUGUGGUACAAUGCCGACGGUUUCCUGGACAAGAAUCGUGACACGUUGAGACCCGAUGUGGUCGAUUUGCUCAUCAGCAGUCGAAUCCAGAUGCUAUCGAGAAUGUUCCAGGAUAUGAAGAAAGCUCACGAAUCGAGCAAGAUGCUCAAUCGUGGCGACGGCCGAUUUGUCACCAUGAAACCCAGGACGGCAACAGUGGCUGCCCGAUUCCACGACUCGCUCCAGGCUUUGCUCGAGUCCAUGUCCAAAUGCAACCCCUGGUUUGUCCGCUGCUUGAAGCCCAACAGGGAAAAGCUUCCCAUGAGCUUCGAUUUGCCCGUGGUCCUGGAGCAGCUGCGCUACACUGGAAUGUUGGAGACGAUCCGAAUCCGUAAAAACGGCUAUCCGGUUCGCAUGAAAUUCCACCAUUUCAUCGAACGCUAUCGCUGCUUGCUGACGAGAAGAGAGCGACGCAAUUUGGCUCGAAGCCCAAAUCCUCCAGGCCCGGACAUCUGUCGCAUUGUGCUGGACAGACACGCCCAGGGUGACCAGUUCCAGCUCGGCACCACCAAAGUGUUUAUGCGCGAAGCGUUGGAGCAGCAAAUCGAACGGAAGCGAUUGGAUCAGAUGCGCGAUGCAGCCAUCAAGAUCCAACGGGCCGUCCGGACGUAUCAGCUCAGGAAGGACUUCCUGACUCAACGUCGAAGUGCAGUGGUGAUUCAAGCGUGGGUCCGUCGCUACCAGGCCCGCAAGCGGUUCAACACGAUCCGCCGAGGAGUGAUCCUUGCCCAGGCCCAAUUCCGCGCCACCCGUCAGCGACGGUUGUACAAGGAACUGAGGGCAGAGCUCCAGCGAAGAGAAGAAGAACGCGUGACGACGAGGGAGCAAAACAUUAAACAACAGCAACAACAUCAACUAAUACAGCAACAAAUGCAGCAGAGCCAUCAAAUGCAGCAGCUGCAGCAACAGCAACAGCAACAACAACAACAACCCAAUCCUCGCGCCGUGGCCAAUGAAAUGGAGCGCGAAGCCAAGGCGAUGGCUGGAUUCAAUCAUUUGGAGAUUCCGGCCGAACUGGCGUUUAUCUACAGUAAACUGGACGAUUGGCAGCCCAUCCAUUCUGAACGCAACGUCGUUAAAGUCGUCGGCGCCGUUCCGUCAUCCGAACGUGAACGUGAGCUGCCCGACGAUUUGGACCAUCACGCUUUCACCAAAUUCACCAGCAUUUACUUCAAGUCGCACUUGUGGGGCUCCAAGAGAGACCCGAUUCAAACGCCUCUACUUCCCAAGAAUUCCGAGGCGGACACGGCCGAUUCGUUGGCCAUUUUCAAGUUGAUUCUGCGUUUCGCCAACGGGCCCAAAGCCGGCUCUCUCAAUGGGAAUCAGGCGCAAUGGAAACGUGAAUUGGCGCUGGGAAAUUACAUCGUUCACAAAGGCAUCGUGCGGGAACAAUUGCGCGACGAGAUCUACUGUCAAAUUUGCAACCAAACGUGGCGCAAUGAAGACCCUGAAGCCGUGGCCCGCUGCUGGUACCUCAUGGCCAAUUGCCUGUCCGCUUUCCCUCCGUCGCCCGUCCUCUACAAAUACCUGCUCAAGUACGUGUCCGAUCACGCGUAUGAUGGAUACCGGGCCAUCUGCCAGCAGAAAUUGAUGCAGUCGUACGCACUGGAACCUCCACUGGCCAGAGCUUACCCGCCAACGGUGAUGGAAUGGAAGGCCAACCGCAAAUGCGUCAAUAUGGCGCUGGAGGCCCGCUACCCUGACGAUGAGAGUCGACACGCAGGCGUCGAAUCUUGGUCGACAGCCGAGAAUGUUGCUUCGUUGCUAAUGCGCGCCAGAGGUUUAGAAGGCAGCGAGGCAGAAGGCUGGACAGUCAGCAUGGCUCAGGCUGACGAAUUCUUCGAUCUGAACGGCCAGGAUUUCGUCCUGGACGUCGUCGCAGAGUUGGAGACUCCACCAGCAUUCCCCAUUCACAAAGGAGGACAUUUCUUGAAUUCUAGGAACGAAAACGAAUCCCCGUAUGCUUACGGGCCGCCCAGGACGCCCAACGGAAUGUCGCCGUCGAGAAAUGGGCACCGGAAUUCAAACAGGCAAGGCCGGGCACAUUCAUCGUACGCCGUGCACCGGGACGAGCCCGGUAGACGCUCGGCUGCUGUCGUCGGCGGCGGCAAGCGCUUCGUCAAGAGCGAACAGAACCGCUCCCAAGCCAAAAUGAGUCGCAGUUUGGAUAACCUUCUCCAUGUUGAAUCGGGGAACGAAUCGGAAGUGACCAACAGAAUGGGACUGUCACGCAGUCGACUCAACGACAGGUACCGCUCAAUGGACAAGCUCAAGGCAAGCAACAAGAGUUUGCUGGUCCAACGCUCAGAAAGCCAUCGUCACAGUGGAAGUGGACAUCACCAUCCCAGACCGGCAACAGCUGGUGGAGAGGCUGAAUGGAGUAAACUGGGACUGAGUAGCAGCGCCCUCAACAGCAGAUAUUUUAGCCAGCAGAAUCUCAAAGCUGGAGUUAGGGCUACGGACAGUGAUUCGUCCGAGCCGGACGAGAAGCCAAGACGAAAGAAAUCUUCCAGCUCAAGAUCCAACGGCCAUUCACCGUCAAAGAGGAAAGGCGGACGAACUUCAGAAGAGCGGACGGACGGAGGUGAUUCCGACACGCCGGGAGACAAUGGCUCGGACCUGGAAAAUCGACGACAGCCCGCCAAGACGGAAGAAUAUUACAACGGCCGAAACAAUGGCCGAUUCAUCAAAGCCCAGCCUCCGCAGGGCAAUGGCAAGAAGACCAAGGGGGCCGUCCACAGUUCCAGGGCCUACAUUGAGACCCGUAACGCUUCCGAAUCGAAAGAACAUUUGGCCAAAUCUUCGGCCAUGUCCGACACUAGUGAAACAGUUUCACUGACGUCUCACGUUCGUCGAGUUCGUGUUCCAUCGCAGUCUUCGGACGUGGACCAGUAUUUGGAUGAUUUGUUCAUGCCCGUCUUGGACGGAAACAUUGACGAGUACUCGGACGCUCGAUCCCUGGCCGCUUCCAUCAAGGGAGGCAGUCAGAAGUGGAAAGAACCUGCGGAUGUGACUGAUUUUGUGGAUAAUCUCAUCGCCGAUAUCCGACCGGAUGAAGAUUUGGAAGGAGCCGAUCAAGUGGAUUCAUUGGCCGCACUCAUUCAAGGUGGCGGCAAAGGUUUGAAGGAUCCCGGACAGAGUUAUUCGAGUCCGUCUCGCGAAGCCCCGUUCCAGCCGAUCGGCAUCAACAUCGGCACUCCGCAGCAAUCGCUCGGUCUGAUGUCACCAUCGCCACUUUUGAUGCCGGGAUUCUUUGGAGCAUACGCUGGACUGCCUUUCCCAAUGCCAGAUGCGGGACUCAAGUACUUCAACGAGAUUGCCUCGGUCCAGCAACAACAGAGUUCGUCCGUGCCGCCUUUCUCUUUUCCCUACACCACCAGUAGUCCUCUACCUUUCUUUCAAUUGCCGUCAGGAUUCCCAUCGAUGGGUGCACCCAAUUCUUCCAACAGCGGUGGGCCGACCAGCGGUAUGGAUCACGCCAUGCAACAGAACUUGAGCCGUGCUUUUCUCCAAUCGGCAGUGGCCCAGAACAUGCAGAUCCAGCAGCAAUUGAUGGCCCAGAAUCAAGCUCUUCAGCAGCUACUCAAUACGCCGGCCCUACUCCACCCAUCACCACUUCUACCACCUUCCACCGUUACUUCUGCUCCUCUGAUCAUGACCGUUUCGCCCACGUCUCCCGUCUUGAUGCAUGUCUCCUCCACCAUGGCUACCGCUCGCCAGGACGCCGCUCAAAAGCGCCCAGCUACCAAGGAAGCUGGUGAUGAUGACGAUAACGAGCAGGGCGGCAGUCGAGCAGUCGACAUCCACGACGAUUCCGAUCUGUGGCGCAUCGAAGGACCUUCGACAGUGCUGGCCAGGAGCGGUUCCCGCGGUCAGGGCGAUCAAGUGCCCGCUCCCAUUCUACCGAAAUCACGCAGGGAAUCGGGGCUACCCGUUCUGGAGUCGCGCCAGUCCUUUUCACGGGCACAGCCGAACGACAGCACACCCGAGCAUGUCUCUAGCUCACGCAAGUUAAGCCAAAGUCACGAACCUACCGUCUUCAAGGGGGCUCCACCUCCACCACCACCGCCUUUGCCGCCAGAGCCAAUUUUCGGCGACCCCAACGCAUCUCAUCACUUGAUGGACACUUACGGACGGGCCAAAACUGUGCGCAUAGGCAAAUGGAGAUGGCCGCCAGCGCGUUCGGAUGACGAUCCGGCCGUUCCGCAGCUCACUGGAAGCUUCCUUGAAUUCAAGAUGCAACAGAAUCAACGAAGACGAUCGUCAGAAAACGCCCAGCCUUACGAGGGUGUUGAAUGGGAUUCUUUCGACAUGGAGUCUGAGGAACCUAAACCGGAAGAAGAGAUUCAAGAUUCGUCCAAUGCUUUGUCGAUCUUUAAGGGCCGAGAGCGCAGCGUCAGCCCCGUCCGUCAACUGAGGGAUGUCAAAGCCUCGCCCGGAAGUAUCGGCAAACUCAAAAUCAGUUCGGAGAUGAGGGCCAAACUGGAACUGGUGACCAUUGCCCAUCAGGCAACGUCCAAACCACCCAACGAAAGAUCGCCGGAACCGAACGGGCGCACCGAAACAGGCGGCGUCCGUAAACUGGAAGAUAACCGUCGCCUGAUGUUGCAGCAACAGCUGAGCGGACGGAAAUGGGAUUCGGUCGAAGAGGUAGAGCGCAUCACCCGGAGGGCUUCGUGCGAGGAACGAAGUGAUCUGAUCAAAGCCGUUCACCAAAGGCCUCCCCCCGACCAAGUGGAUAGAGCUCGUCGUAGUAGUGAUAUGUCAUCGUCGAAUACGCGGUCAUCACAGUUUGAAACGGCCCAACGAUCCUCAUCUCCACCAACCACUUAUUAUUCCAUGCAGGAAUCGAAUGGCGUCUCUUUGUCAAACGGAUUGGAGCCUCGUUUAUUGGCUUCAUUUCCAUACGAAGAUCAGCGUAAAUCAUCCAUCGACGACGAACUGGCUACAAGAGCCCUGGAGAGCAUCCACACCAAGUUGUACGGACCUCUCAACGCUCCGUUUUUCACUUAUAAUAACGUCCCCUGGACGCUUCACGUCCGCAAAGAGUUGUUCUCACCGUCGGAGAACGCAUUGGUCCAUCCACUGGGACUGCACUUGAUCUUCUGCCAAGUAGUUCAAGAUACGUACAAUGACGCCUGUCUCAGGAUCAGUCGUGACGACCGUGCCAAGAUGCAACAGAUGUUGGAGAAUUACGGCAUCUCGCCAGAGAACGCCACCAAUGGCCACCACAAAAUAACGCUCAAGCGCAACGUUGUCGAAAUGGCCAAAGAAUGGCCACUCUAUUUCGCUCGUCUCUAUCCCGUUUCGGGUACCCGACAACACGCUGAUGUUCAGUUCUUGGCCGUUUCACACUCUGGCGUCCGUUUGGUCAAGCGCCAGCAGAUCGGUCAACUGGAAUCGCUGCACGUGUUGCAAUCGUUCGGGUAAGCCACCUCAUCUAAUCUU
Molecule: messenger RNA, 8021 nt
Organism: Daphnia pulicaria
Lineage: Eukaryota; Metazoa; Arthropoda; Branchiopoda; Diplostraca; Daphniidae
Product: unconventional myosin-XV-like
Exons: 36
Coding region: 180-8003 (2607 amino acids)
Cellular component (GO): cytoskeleton; myosin complex
Molecular function (GO): ATP binding; cytoskeletal motor activity; protein binding
Source: RefSeq, a predicted model, not a curated record